Messenger RNA from Amoebophrya sp. A25, 6783 nucleotides. The record is from the annotation of a GenBank genome assembly. NCBI's taxonomy places the organism in Eukaryota, Dinophyceae, Syndiniales, Amoebophryaceae.
CUCGAAUAACAACAAGCUUUUCCUUGAAUAUCAGUUGGGUUUUGCCGCUGGUUGAAGCAACAAUGAAUGACCUGCAUGCCGCGUGCACUGACUGGGAAGGCAAACUGCCUGAAAGCAGAGACGGAGUCCCUGUGGCCAGUAGUGGCGACCUUCGCAGGCAAAUUUUGCAGACCGCUAGAAAGGCGGGCGAUGUUGUCGCAUGAUUUACCGUUCCAUUCAAGGUGUCAACCCUUUUUUUUGAAUUUUCGAAAAAAGGACUGAGUGGACAGAGAGGACAACAUCAAACCGUAUAUUAAUAAGUACACGCUAACUGCAUCUGCUCUAGAAGGACGAGAAUGCAGAUGAACUCGCCUUCGUCCAGUCCACCGGACCUCAACCGGCCUCCCGAAUGCGGCGAGUGCAAGCCUUUACACGAAGUUUAUCCUACUGGGAGUACCUACCUGUGCAAUGGAUUCUGCUUCACAGGACAUAACAUGGGUCCACAAGACUGCACGAAUCAGAGGAACCUUAGCUGUGCAAACGUUUUUGCAUGGUAUUUCUAGAGAUUUGGAUUUUGAAGGUUGUUGUGAGAGGAGCAGCUUGUUUUCAAUAAAUAUGAUCCACCACCUAGUAUGUUUUUGGCUUCUUCCCAAUUCCAAGAACGAGAAUGCAUCCAGUAUCCAAGCACCCCCAACAAAAUUCCAGGCUCGCCAUCCUGAUUCCAUCGACAAUUUAUGCGUUUUUGUGCGUUCCGUACUUCCUCGAAGAUGGGCUUUAUGCUUUGCCCAUCUGCACCGGCAUCAUAUUUUGGCUUUGUGUAGUCCUCCUCCUUUGGACGGAGAUGCAAGACCCGGGAGUCGUUCCCAAAGGCCACGUGGUAUUAGCAACUAAAGGAUUACGCGAAGCAUUGGUGGAUCGUCUAGGCUACGAUGUCAUCUCUGGUCUCAGCAAGGAAGAUUUGGGUCAAAUUCGGAGUUCGUUGAGUGCAAGAGGACGCGGGUCACGGUUUUUGGAUGAAGAGACAGGAAACAUAGCAGGGACCACCUCAGGGCGGCAGUACCAAGGAGCAGAGGUAGACCAGUACCAGGUGUAUCCGGGUGUAGACAAUCUUCAGCUGAUACCGCAAGAUCGUCUUCAGUUGGGUCAGCAAGGUAUGGCAACAGGAAAAGAGCUUGUUAGAUGAAUGGUCUAGUACGAGCCACUGGUGACUCAUUAACAAUUAUAACUACAUAUUUAAUUACAAGACUUAUUUCAUUUUCUGUUUGAAGUUUGAUGUUCCCCUCAACAAGUUAGUAUCCCAUCCUCCCUCAUAAGCCCGCAUUAAUACACUGGGAGGUGGUGCGAAGUACUUGCUAGAGGGCAAUUCAGCUGCCAGUCCGCCGACCGCUUCUGAAGGCUCGUGGAGUCUAUCGUUCUCCUCAGCUUCCAGUUGUACAACUGGUCCUGGUCGAACUACAGUGGCUGGGUACCACAGUGCUGGUGGAGGAACUACGUGGUCUUUUGGUCGUGAGGACGUAGAUUUAAGGGUAGGUUAAAGGUGCUUUUCUUACCGCUUUUUAUGCUUCUCCGAAGGGAGAAAGGCAUAACAAGCGGGGUAAGCGAGCACCAAAAACCUACCUCUAAUAGAUUUUGACAACGUCGGCGAUCUGCCUCCUUGCGUCCACGACGCUGGUGCUCGCGCUUGUGAGGUUGGCGCACAGUGCUGUCCAGCAGCGACGCAACUAGUCUUGCCGUACUGCUCACCACUGGACUACAACCACGAAAAGUGGGGGAAUCAGAUGAAGAAUAUCAUGGAUUAAGGUGACUGUUCUUGUGGAUUAUGCUGAUGUUUCCUCGUGAUGUGAGCUUCUACGUUCUUCUGCACUACGUCGAUGAAGGCCAAGAGGAAGGAUCAUCCUUAUUCUUUACCGUAUUUUUCCUUUGGUUUGAAUUUGAUCGUAAUACAUAGGAGAUGAAAUUCCUCUCUAAGCGAAGGAAGAACCAGCAGCCGACGCGCACCCACAACCACCAGGAGGUGCUUCGCAACUUUACCGCAUUGACGCAGCUAGUCGUGUAUCUUCAUCUGCUGCUGACCCUUGUGCUGGGGGCAGAUCGAGCAGCGGAUCCUCUUCGAAUAGCAUCUAUGAUCCUUACAACAAACCAUGGAGUCAAACAAAUCCACCAGGUUCGGCACCUGACUUCCGAGAAGACGCUUCGCCGGAUGACGAGGGGGAUUAUUACCAACGAAGUUGUAGAACAAAUGUUUGCACCUACGGUCCAACAGACGACUCUUCACCUGAAAAAUGUUCACCACAGAAAGCUAGAGCACCGCGACAAGAAGCAGAAAAGCUAGAGGACCCGGAUCAUCACAGAAAGCUAGAGCAGGACCACGCAGAAACACUCUACCAUCCGAAUAUUAAGGCUAGUUUAUCACUAUCGCAUGUGAACUAUGCUGAGCGGAUUUUCCCCCCUGGACUUAUUUAGGGGAAACUAUUAAGGGGGAAAAAGGAAGAGGGGAACCCACUCAGCCACGAAUAGUGAAAAAGUACCUUUAAGAGUAUGCCGUUGCAGAGGAACAGUCAAGGAGUUUUGCUUCCUCCUGUGCCGAAUAGACGAUUUUCGGGAGGUAGCGUUGAGGAGUUGAUCCUAGUGCAUACACCAGUUGAACGCAGAGUGGAUCAUAGAGCAAGUUCUUCGACGAUAGGGAGGAGACGAAGUCAGCAUUUGCCUCCACAAGACGACCAUGUAAUUGAACUUGUUGGAACGUCAGGGACAAAUGUGGACAACAUCAGCAAGUCAAACAAGCCUGGUCCUGGUGCAGCAUUUCUUGGGGAGACCACCGAAGAUGAUGAACAGGCUAUCGAUGAUCGUAAAGAGCGUGUGCGAGCGAUGCUCUUUCCACCACUAUCGUCUAUGGCAGGUGGCGGCGGUGCUGCUGACACGAGUGGGAGAGCAGCAAGAGAGGAAUCGGAUGAGCGAGGGGCCACAGUUUCUUAAGGAUAUACGUACUUAUGUACAUGAAAUUUAGAGUGGUUCAAUAUGCUGAGAACAGGUGGCACUUUCACUCGAACUUUCCUCAGCCGCGUCGUAAAGACCUAGUACAGUAAGAAUAACACCAUGAUCUUCUGCAUUCCGCUAAUCUCGUCUCUCCGUCAAAGAAGUCGAUCCUCCUUCUGCUCCCACGCACAUGUUGCCCUCGUCCUCCAGUAGUUCAUCCGCGUCUUCAGCGAUUUCUUCCGCAUCGAAAUUUUCAGCUGCUUCCUCAGCAUUCUCAACAUUGACCGAAAGGAUAAAAAAGAAGUUCCUGGAGGGCUCACACUCAGCAGAGCCUGUGGGUUCAACAAAUAGAGUUGUGGUGGAAGAAAUACAGGACAUCCGCAGUUUCGAGAGGAGAGAAGAUCCGCCGAGACCUGUGGCAGCUACUGGAGUUAGCGCGACCAGUAGUAGUGCAGACACUCGAAAUGGAUCGACUAGUAGCAAACUGGAGUUUGCCCAGUGGCGAUUGACACAUUUUCAGAAGACAGGGUACUAAAUGUCGUUUUGUUCAUGCCUUGUUCUUAGAGUUACUACUCAUGCUGUUGUAAAAAUUGCCUCUACUUAUUUACUCCAAUCAAUACAACGACAACUAGUGACUGACUCGGACUCACCUAAGCGAAGGAUCGCAAUAACCAUGAUCAGGUGGGGAGACAACAUAACACCGCACCAUAUGUACAAACUUGGGUAUCGGUAUUGCAGCACGUGCAAGAUCAUCCGCCCCCCAAGAGCUAGCCACUGUUCCAUUUGUGAUAAUUGCGUCUUACGCUUCGACCACCAUUGCCCCUUUGUCAACAACUGCGUUGGUGAGCGGAAUUACCCUUCGUUUUUUGGGUUUGUGACAUCUGUCUUCUUCCUGGGGAUCUUGGUCCUCCCUUCGAUUGCCUACGUCUUCGCGAACCAGGAUAGCAAGAAGAAAGGCUCCUCCUCAUCCUCAUCCUCCGACAACGAGAGCUUCUUUUCGAUCACGCUGUGGGUUGGCGUCCUUAUUUUAUGCCUGGUUCUUGUACAUGGGAUAACGAUUUAGAGCUAGAAGAUUUGCAUUCCUUCUGCAAUGUACUCCUGGAGCCUGCCGAGUGGAUCGCAUACAAGCCCUAGAAGCAAGAUAGAAAAGCACUAGUAACCAUGCGUUGUGACCACACGUUGUACUUGUAAGUAGCAGAGAGGAGUUCCCUGCUCUAAUCCUUGGUGGUAUCUUCGUCAUCGCCUUUUUCUUUGGCGCAGCAGUUUGGCUUUACCACGUCUUCCUGUACUUUACAGGACGCACUACAAAAGAACAUUGGAAGGAAAUGAGGAGUGCAAAAGCACAGAAUAGUGGAGCACUGAGUAGUGGAGAUGCUGGAAAAGCGGCCAAGAAGGACAAUUAUGGCAGGUCUGUAAGUCAAAGUCACUUGAGCUCUUCCUGCAGUAAGUUCAUAGAGAAACUGGAGUUCUAAUUCCUAAGUUAUAACAGCCUACAAGAAGUUCUAAUUCCACCAACAGCAGCAAGAAAAGAAGAACCCUCCGCCGAGCAAGGAUGCGAUCGCAGAACACGAAAAGCGAUUAAGGGUAGGUUAAUAAAGGUGCUUUUGUUCUUACCGUUUGUUGUAAUGCCUCUCCUAAAAAGGGAGACAGCCAUAACAAGCGGGAUAAACGAACACCAAAAACGUACCGCUAAAGCGAAAAGCAGAACAGAGAGCGAAGAUGGACGCGCUCGCUGGGCUCACUUCCGCAUCCUCCGCACUAAACCAGGACCGGGAUGGAUUGUUACAAGAGAUAUUGUCUGCUUCAUCUUCUGCACAAGGUGGACCACCAGGAGCAAACACGAGUCCCAAGAAGUUCGUAGGCCGUAGAGCAUCAGCACCGCCCAUUAUCGAGGAAGAAGAGGAGGACAUGAGCGCCAGUGGAGUUGCAGCAGGAACAGGAACAGAUACGAGGAACAACAAAAACAGUGAUACGGAUCCUAAGCAACUCCCCUCUGCCAGUGCAACAUCUCCACCGAGACGGCGGUCAUCUCCAGCCCAUAGCAACGCUAGUGGGAAUUCCCGAAGAACCUCAAGUCACUUCUCGUCACCAAUAAAAAACCCGUUUGGAAACAGCGAGGUUUACAAUACGGCUCAUAAGUAAUAAUUCGCAUAAUUGUUUCUCAUAUACUUCAAUAUGUUUACAAUAUAUAACAAUCCAACAACAAGCUAGACUAGCGGGUAGACCUCGUCUGGGAAAUCUUAGGCAGCCCGCCGAAUAGAUUCAAAUCAUCACCAAGGUCUUCUCCUUGAUGUUUCCUCUACGUCGGUCAUUUGGCAACGAGGACUUUACUCAGGUCACCUGCCUCGUUGCUCGUAGACUUUACACAGGUCACCCAUCAUCCUCGGAGGCGAGCAGGUGCUGGUGGGGCUCGUUGUGAAGGAUCCAUAUUAACCUAACCAAACCUUUCCGUCUUGGAUUCCAAGGAUGCGAGUUGAAAAGCUGAAAUAUUUCGAGCUCUAAUCACACGUUUGAAGAAAACUGGGAGAUACCAAAGUUUGCACAUUGUUUUCCGAGUUGUUUCACCACGAAGCCACCACUGUUGGACCCAUGGGUCAAAGUGGAUGUCGCCAAGAUGGAACACUAUGGGCGCUUUACGUCGCUACGGGAAGUAUCGUUGAAGUUAAGGCUCAUUUUUGGUAUACGAACGUCAUACAUAAGUUUCUUUACAGGUAAGUACUUCUUAUUAAGAACUGGUACAGGUACUUUCUCCAACUACUUUUUUUUACUAAGAAGAUCUUUGUACAAAAAAGUACUUGCAAGAGCAUUUUCCAACUACUUUUUUUUACUAAGAAGAUCUUUGUACAAAAAAGUACUUGCAAGAGCAUUUUCCAACUACUUUUUUUUACUAAGAAGAUCUUAGUACAAAAAAGUACUUGCAAAUGCAAGUGCAAGAGCAUAUCAGAGACGAUAUAAACACCCGCUGCUCUAAUACACGAAGCUUAUGAACGUGCGUGAGUGCAGUUGCGGAUAGGGACACAAAGCGGGAGAAGAACGUUGGCGUCAAUGCCUGAGAAUGUUUCGCUGUUCAAGCAGAUACUACUGUUUCGGUCAGCUGCUCUUUUCGUUUAAGCUAGAGUUAAUCCUGAUCUUGAUGAUUUCUUUGUACUUAUAUAUAAUCUAUCUAUGUGUGUUUAGAGUUCGAGGGGACCUUAGAGAGUUAGAGUUGUAAGUCACUAGAGUAAGUGUGAUCGCAUUUGAAAAUCAAAGUAAGUACUUACCGUUGUUGGCAAAUGCGUAGGGCGCUUGAGGCUGGAUCUGAGUAUUGACAAGCUUCAGCCUUCUUUGUGGAAGAGGACGACGAGUAGUAGAGAUUUCUUUGUAAAGAUUUUCAGUAGCGAAUCUAUAUAUUUUUCAGUAGCUACUAGCGAUAUAUAUUUACUAGCGAUAUAUAUUUUUUGGAUUCUCGAAUCUAGAUCAACAAUCUUCACGACGUAGUACCUCAUUUUUUGAUUAGAACAACUAAGUUUUCGACAACGUCGCGACGCUUGAGUUUAUCUUUGUCUGAUUUCUGCUCCUGGCAGAGGAUUAGAGUUCCUUAGAAGAAUUGUUGAAAUUAAAGUCGGACAGGGAAUUAUUAAAGUCUUUGUCUUAUAGGCAAACUGGAAAGUGAAUCUCGUGUCUCAGGCAAACUGGAAAGUAAAGAGCAAGCGAAAAAAAGAGCAUCAAGAAGGGAUCGAGGACGCAGUACAACUUACUAGUAUAAUCUUCCACUUACUAGUAUCUUCUAGUAUCCAACACUGUGAAGACGGAUGAAGAGCUGUCACUCGUUGACGUCGUAUCGCUGUG